Thlaspi arvense is the source of this 222-nucleotide messenger RNA. Lineage: Eukaryota; Viridiplantae; Streptophyta; Magnoliopsida; Brassicales; Brassicaceae. The record is from the annotation of a GenBank genome assembly.
AUGGAUGUCUUCAUAUCGGAAGAGUAUGUCAACCGCCGGAGAAUGGAGAAAAAAGCUGCCGCAGUUGCUGGAAAAAAUCUGAGACUAGGCUUUUGUACAAGCAAUAAACCGGAAAAGAGAAAAACCAAUCCUCGGAUGUCGGAAUCUCGACCGGAGAAUGAGUUUCUGCUCACAGGCGGUGGUGUUUUCGAGAGUUUUGUGUUCCACUGCUUCUCGCCGUAA